AUGAGCCCCCUCACAAAACUAAUAUUCUCCUUAAGCCUUCUACUGGGAACAACCAUUACAAUUUCAAGCAACCACUGAAUACUAGCUUGAACUGGGUUAGAAAUCAACACCCUUGCCAUUAUCCCCUUCAUUUCAAAAUCACAUCACCCUCGAGCUGUCGAAGCUGCAAUCAAAUACUUUCUCGUCCAAGCAACCGCCUCCGCACUAAUCCUUUUCUCGAGCACAAUCAACGCACAGCUCACCGGACAAUGGGACAUUACCCAAUUAACCCAACCAACAGCCUCCCUCCUACUGACUAUAGCAGUAGCAAUAAAACUAGGACUAGUACCCUUCCAUUUCUGAUUUCCAGAGGUCAUGCAAGGCUCACCCAUAACCACCGCCCUACUCCUCUCCACAUUAAUAAAACUCCCCCCCAUCACUAUUUUAUUCUUAACUGCCCCCUCACUAAACCCGUCUCUGCUAACAACCAUAGCCAUCGCAUCCGCAGCUGUCGGAGGAUGAAUAGGACUCAACCAGACACAAAUUCGAAAAAUCCUAGCCUUCUCAUCAAUCGCCCACCUGGGCUGAAUAACCAUUAUUCUCAUAUACAACCCUAAACUAACAAUAAUAACCUUCUACUUAUACUCCCUAAUAACUGCCUCCAUUUUCUUAACCCUCAACACAACCAACUCAUUAAAACUAUCCACAAUAAUAACCUCCUGAACAAAAAUACCAGCACUAAACACAUCCCUAAUACUAGCACUGUUAUCCCUAGCUGGCCUACCUCCACUCACUGGCUUCUUACCAAAAUGACUCAUCAUUCAAGAAUUAACUAAACAAGAGAUAUCAACCACAGCCAUAAUUAUCUCAAUACUCUCCCUACUAGGCUUAUUUUUCUACCUACGCCUUGCAUAUUGCUCUACAAUCACACUUCCACCUAACACCACAAAUUUCAUAAAACAAUGAUACAGUAACAAACCUACAAACACGCCAACCGCUGCCCUAAUUUCCCUAUCAAUCCUUCUCCUCCCCCUUUCUCCCACAAUCUUAACCAUCACCUA
This is a messenger RNA of Falco peregrinus (peregrine falcon), 1040 nucleotides long. The record is from the annotation of a RefSeq genome assembly. NCBI's taxonomy places the organism in Eukaryota, Metazoa, Chordata, Aves, Falconiformes, Falconidae.